AUGGUUCGCUGUGCGUACAGCGUCACCGCCGUUCUCCUGUGUGUCGCCUUCCUGUGGCAGACUCCGCGUGUGGACGGGCUCACCUCGCUACAAGCCAACCAGCUGUCAGGUCUGAUGGUGGACCUGAAGACGCAGAUUGACCAGACCAGGCAGAUGAUCGCGAGCGCCAACCAGUUCUCCCUGUCACGUCGGGCACAGUUCGCCCCAGCCUGUCCUGCCGGAGAGUUUAGCGACAAUGGCCUCCCCUGCCAGCCUUGCGCGGCCGGAACCUUCAGCGCCCAGGUCGGCUCCACCAGCUGCAGCGAGUGUCUCUUGGGACACUUCAACCCUACUCCUGGGGCCACCAGCUGUCAGCCUUGCCCGGCUGGACAGUUCGCCGCCCAGACUGGGUCCGCCCAGUGCACCGCCUGCCCGGCGGGACAGCACAGUUCCGCCCCGGGGUCUACCCGCUGCCAGCGCUGCGAACCGGGGAAGUUCAGCACCGCCGGCAGCUCAGCCUGUCAGCAGUGUCCGGCCGGCAGCUACAACAACCAGCCUGGGGCGCAGGUCUGCGACUCCUGUCCACCGGGCACGUAUAGCACCUCGCCUGGGUCCACCGGCUGCCAGGCUUGCCCGGCGGGGCGGUUCAGCUUCCCGGACGGGCAGACCGGCUGCCAGCUCUGUAACGCCGGCACGUUCGCGCCGUCCGCAGGGUCCAGCGCCUGCCAGAGUUGCCUGCCGGGCUUCUUCAGUUCGUCCCAGGGCGCCACCGCCUGCAGCACCUGCCCAGCGGGACGGUAUAGCAACUCCGCGGGCUCCACCAGUUGCCAGGUCUGUCCCGCGGGACAGUUUAGCGGCCCCGGCAGCUCGUCCUGUCAGCGGUGCCCGGCGGGACAUUUCAGCACAGCUGGUAGCUCCUCCUGCCAGCGCUGUCCCGCGGGACAGUACGGCACCCAGAGCGGAUCCGCUAGCUGCACCCAGUGCCCUGCGGGACGCACUGCUGGCAGCACGUCCUGUACACGGUGUCCGGCUGGCACCUUCACUGGGGCCCAGGGCUCCACCACCUGCGCUUCCUGUGCCGCGGGCUGGUACACUUCCUCCACGGGGUCUACCAGAUGUACUGCCUGUUCAGCGGGAUGGUACACUGGGUCCCCCCGUUCCACCGGCUGUACCCGCUGCCCAGCCGGACGGUAUAGCCGCGCUGGUAGCUCGGCCUGUACUCCCUGCCAGGCUGGCACGUACACUUCGUCCCAGGGCUCCACCAGCUGUGCUUACUGCCCAGCAGGACAGUACAGUUCCUCCCCCGGUUCCACCAGCUGUACACGCUGUCCCGCAGGGCAGUACAGUCCGUCCCAGGGCACCAUCAGUUGUACCCCCUGCCCCUCUGGAUACACCAGCACCACAGGCGCAACGAGCUGCACGGCACAAAGUCCCUCGGUGUCCCUCCGACUGGUGGGCGGGAGUAACUACGGCAGGGUGGAGGUGCUCUACCAAGGGCGGUGGGGGACGGUCUGUGACGACCACUGGGACAUGAACGACGCCAACGUCGUGUGCCGUCAGCUGGGGCUCGGCAGCGCUACGCAGGCCGUAAUGUAUGCCGGCUUUGGGCAGGGGUCCGGCCAGAUCUGGAUGGACGACGUGCACUGCAGUGGCUCCGAGUCAAACCUCGGUAGCUGCAGGCACAACGGAUGGGGCUCCCACAACUGCGGGCACAGCGAGGACGCCGGGGUGCGGUGCAGUGGAGGCGGCUCGAGCGGGAGCAUCCGGUUGGUGGGCGGGAGUAACUCGCGACAGGGCCGGGUGGAGGUGUACUACGGCGGACGCUGGGGGACAGUCUGCGACGACGACUGGGACAUUCACGACGCUCACGUCGCGUGCCGCCAGGCCGGGUUCGGCAGAGCUUAUCAGGCCCGAUCAUACGCCGCCUUUGGACAGGGGUCCGGCCAGAUCUGGAUGGAUAACGUGGCCUGUAGCGGGUCCGAGUCAAGUCUCGGUAGCUGCAGGCACAACGGAUGGGGCUCCCACAACUGCGGGCACAGCGAGGACGCUGGUGUGAUCUGCUAUUAA
This is a messenger RNA of Branchiostoma belcheri (Belcher's lancelet), 2046 nucleotides long. Its product is annotated as deleted in malignant brain tumors 1 protein-like. Gene Ontology annotation, molecular function: protein binding. NCBI's taxonomy places the organism in Eukaryota, Metazoa, Chordata, Leptocardii, Amphioxiformes, Branchiostomatidae. The coding region runs from base 1 to 2046 and encodes 681 amino acids. The record is from RefSeq and is a predicted model, not a curated record. The transcript has 10 exons. Gene Ontology annotation, cellular component: membrane.